Messenger RNA from Perkinsus marinus ATCC 50983, 540 nucleotides. RefSeq lists its product as hypothetical. The transcript is spliced from 7 exons. Lineage: Eukaryota; Perkinsozoa; Perkinsida; Perkinsidae. The annotation marks the transcript as partial. The record is from RefSeq and is a predicted model, not a curated record.
AUGUUGACGAAUACGCGGAAGAAAGAGAGGUACAAUGGGUCGCCUGUGGUCAUUGAAGUCGGUAGUGAUGGUGGGGAGGCGCAGGAGGUUCUCAUAGAGGCCGAUGAUGCUGAGGGAAGGUUGGAGCAGGAUUUGGCUGGGCUGGGUGGUACUCUCGAGGCUGUGUCCGAGACAGAUGAGUGGCUGGAGGCUACUGUGGAAGGAGGAGGAGGUCAUGAUGAGUUCGAGGAUGCCUGGGAGUUGGCCGACGAUGAGGCGACAGCAAUGGAUGAGACCACUGGAUCAGAGGAGAGUGAUUCUGAGGGGGGAUCUAUUCAUAAGGUGGAGGAGGCGAGCGGAGCGUUGCGAGGCGUCGUGGUGGGCAAUUACCGGUCUGGUGUGGGAGAAGACAAGGGCGACUUGGAGGCUAAUGAGGAGAUGGCUACGGCAGGGGAGGAGGUCAUCUCAGAGGAUGAUAUUGAUGUUAUGAUGAUAUGGGAGGCAGUGGAAACUGAGAGCAAGCGACGAAUUGAGGCGGAUAGCACGGCUGCUCUCGAAGGG